This is a messenger RNA of Echinostoma caproni, 894 nucleotides long. NCBI's taxonomy places the organism in Eukaryota, Metazoa, Platyhelminthes, Trematoda, Plagiorchiida, Echinostomatidae. The record is from the annotation of a GenBank genome assembly.
UCCCGAUCGACUGUCACAUUGGGUGAUAAGACAGUUGAUUAUCACCCCGAAUUUCGUCUGUACCUAUGCACGCGUCAAAUGCCCAGCACGAUUGGAGCUGUUCGGCCAGCGUGUGCAGCCUCGUUGUUGACAGUUGUGAAUUUUGUGAUCACUCGAGCUGGUCUGGUCGGUCAGUUGCUUGCUGCCAGUUUACAGAAAGAGAGACCGGAGUUGGAACAACGAAGACAACAAUUGGUGCGAGCCGAAGAUGGCAUGAAGUUGGAAUUGGCUCAACUAGAAGACAAUUUGCUCGAGGCAAGUCGCUCUCUCCGAAAUGAUUUUUUCCCAUCAAGCUCAAGGACAAAACAAUCGAGCCUGACCAUUGCAGAUUCACUGGCCGAAUCCGCUCGUUUGCAGUCUGAGUUGGACAAGGAGCGGAAUGUAUUCUACCCAUUAGCGGAGGCUGGGAGUCGGGUUUAUUUUGCACUGACGGACAUUGUGAAGAUCAACUGGAUGUAUCAGUUCAGUCUGAAGAGUUUUCUGUACUUGUUCCAACGAGCCAUGGAAGCUCCACAUGAAUGGGCGUUCUUCACGGGAUUGAGUGUGGCAGAGCCUACCCUUGAUACUUCUACUCCUCAGUGGCUAGAUCCAGAACGUGUCCGCGAUGUGAUGCGGUUAAAGACCGCCUUGCCGCAGCUGUAUACGACAUUGCGUUUGGAUGACGCUCGUGUCUGGAGUAAUUGGAUCAGUCAGAACGAAGUGGAGCUGUCCGCAGCCCCAACCGCUCUGUACCAAUCACAACAACAAGGUCUGCUUACACCGUUUCAUCUGAGCGUGCUAGUCGUUCAGGCCUUACGCCCGGAUCGGCUUCACACUGCGUUGAAUNCACUCCAAUCAGCCAUGACAUCAAAAUGA